AUCCAGUAGUCAUUGGUCGUACUGGACAGUCUUCAUUAUUCAUUAGUGUUUGACCAUCGUCUGUCAAUUACACAAAUGUUGUUCAACGUGUUGAUUUUUGCCGUGACCGCGGCUAAUUUGGCAAAUGGAAAAUCAUGCCUAGAAGCGAUUGUUACUGAAAAAAAGUCCACAAUAUUGGCCAGCGCACAUCAGCCGCCUCGGCCUCCACCCGUCGACGAAAUUGCAAGAAUGGCGAGAUACGUCGUCCAUUACUCAGAGUGGACUACACUUUCGCACAUUUCCCAUCAAAAAAAGGAGAACAUUUCUGGGCUGGCUAUGGGGCGGGUGUAUUCAAUAGCAGACGGGCCAUAUGGAAACAGCACUGGCGUCCCUUAUAUCUACGUCUCUCUGUUUGACGGUGUACCAAGAGACUUGAAAGAGAUUGAUAACAAGUGUUCGAUGACAAUAAGCCUGGCACAAGGAAAUUUGUGCGCAUCUAGAGGCCAGAUUGCAGAAGAUCCACGAUGCCCUCAAGUCAUUCUCUUUGGAAAUUUCGUAUUCCUUGACAAAGACACUGAUGAAUGGAACUUUGCAGAAAAUGCCCUGUUCUCUAGAUACCCGAUGAUGAGACAUUGGCCAAAGUUUCAUAACUUCCUGUUUGGAAAGCUUGACAUAAACAAAAUCAUUCUGGUUGAUAACUUCGGAGGGAGCAAGUACCCGAAUAUCAAAGACUACUUCAAUUCCCCUCCACAAAAAUAUGUUGAAGUGGUCAGAGCAGAACUUUUUUUCAAUGAGUCAUCAGUUCAAGUUUAAGACUAUUUGAAUAAAUAAAGGUGGAUAUUUUGAAAUGUAA
Cimex lectularius (bed bug) is the source of this 832-nucleotide messenger RNA. Its product is annotated as protein CREG1-like. The transcript is spliced from 5 exons. The record is from RefSeq and is a predicted model, not a curated record. Bases 76 to 792 code for a protein of 238 amino acids. Lineage: Eukaryota; Metazoa; Arthropoda; Insecta; Hemiptera; Cimicidae.